CUAGCUUAGAAAUCAAGGAUGAAGCUCCUUUUUGUAGCUGCAUUUGCACUCUUUGUGUUCUCCACAUUUGACAAGGCCGACUCUUCAGCUUAUGACAAAAUUGUUUUCCACAGUCGCGUCAGGGCAAGAAAAGAAGGACCCAAUGUCUGCGCACUCCAGCAAGUCAUGGGGACCAAGAAGAAGUACUUCAGCACUUGUCGUAAUUGGUACCGCGGGGCCAUCUGUGGAAAGAAAGCGACUGUGCUUUAUGAGUGCUGCCCAGGGUACAUGAAGUUGGAGGGCAUGCGUGGUUGCCCUGCAGUGGCCCCGAUUGACAAUGUGUAUGGCACCUUGGGUCUGGUGAAGGCCACCACAACCCAAAAAUACUCUGAUAUUUCUAAGCUAAGGCCUGAGAUUGAGGGAUCUGGAUCCUUCACCUUCUUUGCCCCCAGCAACGACGCCUGGGAGCUUUUGGAUGAAACAAUGAGGAGUGGACUGGUCAGCAAUAUCAACAUUGAACUGUACAACGCUCUGCAUUAUCACAUGGCCAACAAACGACUCUUGACUAAAGAUCUAAAGAAUGGAAUGACAGUCACCUCCAUGUACAAUGACCUUGGUCUCCAAAUUAACCAUUACUCCAAUGGGGUGGUGACUGUGAACUGCGCUAGGAUUAUCCAUGGCAAUCAGGUUGCCACCAAUGGCAUUGUGCAUGUCGUUGACCGUGUUGUCAGUGCUGUUGGAAACACAAUCCAGGAUGUCAUUGAGAUUGACGAUGACCUGACAACUCUGAGCGAUGUGGCUCUAACGGCUGGAUUCUUGGAGAAGCUCGGUCAACCAGGACAUUACACUCUAUUUGCCCCCACCAACGAAGCCUUUGAGAGUCUGGGCAGUGAAGUGCUGGAGAGACUUCAGGGCGACAAGGCGGUCCUCACGGCUCUUCUGAAUUUCCACCUUCUGGACUCAGUCCAGUGCUCUGAGGCCAUCAUGGCUGGCAGCUCUUAUGAGACCCUUGAGGGCAACAAUAUUGAUAUUGGCUGCGAUGGUGAAAGUCUAACAGUCAACGGCAUUAAGAUGGUGCGCAAGAAGGACAUUGUCACGACCAAUGGUGUCAUCCACCUUAUUGACCAAGUGCUCAUGCCAGACUCAGCUAAACAGGUGAUGGAACUGGUAGGAAGUUCCCAGUCAACGUUUGGUGACAUGGUAUCCGAGCUGGGCCUUUCUGCUGCCAUGAGACCAGGCACUGAGUACACAUUGCUGGCUCCCUUCAAUGCUGCCUUCAGUGAUGAAGUGAUGUCCAUGGAUCAGAGUUUGCUCAAGAUUAUCCUGGAGAGCCACAUCUUGAAAAGAAAGAUUGUCCUGGGAGAGUUGUUCAAUGGCCAGCUGCUGGAGACCAUUGCAGGGAAAUUUCUGAGAGUCUUCAUCUAUCGCACAGCUGUGUGCAUUGAGAAUUCCUGUCUGGUAAGAGGCAGUAAAGAAGGAAGCAAUGGGGCCCUUCAUCUCAUGAGGACUCUGUUGAAACCGGCGGAAAAAUCGAUGUUUGAAAUUCUGACAGAAAAUAGAGGGUUCAAGAUCUUUUUGUCUCUGAUGGAAGCUGCUGGCUUGACAGACCUGCUGAAACAAGAGGGAGACGUUACUCUGUUUGCCCCGAGCGAUAAGGCUUUCGCUGGUUUAAGUGAAAGGGAUUUGUCCUUGUUGAAGAGUGACAUGAAUGCUCUCAGAACCAUCCUUUUGUAUCACAUCAAUAAUGGCAUCUUCAUUGGUGGUGGUUUGGAGACUGGGGUGACAAACCUUCUCAAGUCUCUUCAGGGCAGCAACCUCAGAGUGAUGUCUGCAAACAACUCUAUGCUAGUGAAUUCUGUCCAAGUCCCUGAAUCUGAUAUCAUGGCCACAAAUGGAGUCAUCCACUUCGUCAAUCAAGUCUUGUAUCCAGGAGAUGUGCCAGUUGGAAGCCAGGAUUUCCUCAUGCUAUUGAAGAGGCUCAUCUCUUACAUGCAAAUCAAGUUCAUAUCAGGGUUCAGAUAUCAGGAAAUGCCCCUUACAUUUCUGAAGAGGAUCAUCAUCGAGGAAGUUCCUGAUAUAACUAAAGUGACCAGGGUCAUUCAAGGGGAACCCACUAUCACUAAGGUUACCAGGGUCAUUGGAGGCCGUCAGUUCUCAGUCAGCUCUCACACCACCAACAUCGGUCCGGGAGAAUUUGAUGUUUCAAACAUUGAGGGGGACAGUGAAAGUCUUGCCCAAUACAUCCAAGAUGGCAACAAGAGGAGGGGAAGGAUCUGAGCAUGGACGGAUGAGAAUAUCGACCAUGUAAAGGCAGAGAGAGACACCAAACCCAGAGGUUGAAACUAGUGUUUUUUUUAAUACAGAAUACACUUAAAAUGUCAGUGAUUUAAAAUGUUGACAAAUUGACAAAAGUAAAAUAUUUUCACAAACAAUUGAAUUGUGCUUUGAAUGUAUAUCUAUUAUGAGUGUUCAAUGUCAGCAUAUGUAAACAGGGUUAAAAUUUACAUUUUGGCAUUACUUUAAAGACGCCAAGCAAGUCAGGGUAGCAAUAUUUUUUUAAAUCCGAACCAUUAGAGUCGCAAUAAAAACAUUUCAGUUCUACACUUUAAACUUUCGCUAGAGGUGAAGGUUAAAACAAGGAUAUGUUACGAGCGGUAUUGGAAGAUUUAUAAAUCUCAGCAUGAUAAAAAAUAGAAAAAUAAAUGGUGUGUUUUCAGACUUCAAUGAUUUUCUACGUAUCUGUGGCUGUGAGUUGUUUAAGGUUUCAUGUAAAUUGUGUCUAUGCUUGUAUUUUUUGGAUCGAUGUAUUCAACUGCAGAUUGUUUCCUUUCUAUUUUUUAAACAUCUUCCAAUAAAAUGCAUUCUCUUAUAUAAAUAUGCCUGUUUAAAAAGGCCGUUGUUUGGAGUCAUUUCUAAUGUACUUGGAAGGCUUUUAAGUAGUCGACUGUGGUUUAGAAAAGUUGAAUAUCAAAUGUCAAAUCUAAAUGUGUCUGCAUUUUGUAUUUCCAAGAACAGACUAGUCUCCUAGACUCUAAG
Messenger RNA from Anarrhichthys ocellatus (wolf-eel), 3015 nucleotides. RefSeq names its product periostin, osteoblast specific factor b (gene postnb). Gene Ontology annotation, biological process: cell adhesion; extracellular matrix organization. The record is from RefSeq and is a predicted model, not a curated record. Gene Ontology annotation, cellular component: extracellular matrix. The coding region runs from base 19 to 2256 and encodes 745 amino acids. The transcript has 21 exons. NCBI's taxonomy places the organism in Eukaryota, Metazoa, Chordata, Actinopteri, Perciformes, Anarhichadidae. Gene Ontology annotation, molecular function: cell adhesion molecule binding.